AUGUUUGGUAGACUAAAGAACUUGUUUGCACCUGCACAAAGUGUAUACUUUGAUGCCCCAGAAGAUAAUCGAAAAGAUGAAUUUGGUUUACAAAGAUCAGUUAGCGGAGAUCUUUACAUUUUUUCAGAAAAUGCCACCGGUAGCAGGCUACCUCCGCUAAAUGCACAUCUCACCACUAGAGUUAACAUCCUUUCUUUGCUGGUCUAUUACGGUAAAAGCAACCCUUCGAGAUACUUGAAGCAAUGUGAAGAUGUCCAAUUCGUGGAAUUUGCUACCAAAAUAAGGCAGCGGAUAGUGCUCCUGGUUCAAAAAUUGGUGAGACUUGUGAUUGAAGUUGCUGAGGCAUGGAACAAUACACUAAUGUUUAGCAAUGAAGUGAUAGGAUUCAUAAUGCAGCAGAGCAUGCAUUUUAUUGUAGGCUCAACGUAUGACUCAGACUUGGUGGAAUCCUUUUGUUUGAGUCUUUUUGCAGAUCCAAAAAUCACCGAACAGGUGGAGAAAUUGCACAAGGUUAUCAAUAGCCUGAAGUUUAGAAAGUUCCGAAGGGAUAUUAGUACGCGUAUGUCCUCCGUCUUUAAUUUGACUGUUGACACCGGGGACUUCUUUGCCAAUGACUUGGUUUCAAAAUUUAUGGCCCUAUGGAUGUUUGCCUUGUUAGAUAUAAAUUAA
Molecule: messenger RNA, 669 nt
Organism: Lodderomyces margitis
Lineage: Eukaryota; Fungi; Ascomycota; Pichiomycetes; Serinales; Debaryomycetaceae
Exons: 1
Coding region: 1-669 (222 amino acids)
Source: RefSeq, a predicted model, not a curated record